AUGGCACCGCAUAAGGGUUACCUGGUAGCGUCAUAUAUGAUCGCGUAUAACGCUUUCUCUUUCCUUCUAUGGAGCCACCUGACGAUCCACACCUUGACUCACCUGAAAGAAUUAUAUGCCGAGUCUCGCCUUGCCGACCUCUACAACCUUAUACCGCUCCUUAGCGUCACGCAGAGCCUAGCGCUGCUCGAGGUUGGCCAUGCAGCCCUGGGACUGGUCCGGGCCUCACCCGCGACGACCGCGCUGCAGGUCGGCGGCAAGAACCUGGUCGUCUGGACCGUGAUGGUGAAGUUUCCAGAGAUUAUCACCAAGAAUGAGCUUGGCAUGUGUGCGUUCUUAGGCUGUGUGCUAGCCUGGGGUUUCUCUGAGAUGAUCCGAUAUGGGUAUUUCGUCGUUCAACUUGCUACCGGCGAGACUCCGCGAUGGCUUAAAUGGCUUAGAUAUAAUGCUUUCCUACCUCUAUAUCCAAUUGGUCUUCUCAGCGAAGCUGGGCUUGUGUAUUUGGCGUUGACGGAAGGGACUGGCGUCGGCUCGUUUUACAAGGGAUACCUUCUCUUGGGGCUUUUAACCUAUCUUCCUGCUGGUCCGUUCCUGUAUACACAUAUGUUGUCGCAGAGACGGAAAGUCAUGAAGCAGUUGGGUGAGAAGAAGACCCAAUAG
Molecule: messenger RNA, 660 nt
Organism: Truncatella angustata
Lineage: Eukaryota; Fungi; Ascomycota; Sordariomycetes; Amphisphaeriales; Sporocadaceae
Product: tyrosine phosphatase-like protein
Exons: 3
Coding region: 1-660 (219 amino acids)
Biological process (GO): sphingolipid biosynthetic process; very long-chain fatty acid biosynthetic process; fatty acid elongation
Cellular component (GO): endoplasmic reticulum membrane
Molecular function (GO): 3-hydroxyacyl-CoA dehydratase activity
Source: RefSeq, a predicted model, not a curated record